AUGACUACCAUCUUGAAUCCCAUGAUGGCAAAUCAUGAGACAAAGUUUGAGCGUUUGGCUAGACAAGUUGAGCGGAUUGCUCGAAUUGUCGAUUAUGAUGUGGGAGAUAGGCAACGCAUGGAAGAAAAUCAUGAGGGCAUUGAAAAUGUGUUUAAAAAUGAGAAUGAUAAUGUACUCAUGGGUAGGGAAAAUCUUCAAAUAAUUCAGUGGGGCCAAAAUGCUGAUUAUGUGUUGGCUCGAUUAUGUGCCAAUCAAAUUGGUGAGCGCUAUCAAGUCACAAGGAUAGUUGAGGAUGUGCUUAAUGGGGUUGGAUUCAAUGUGGAUUUUAUGAAUCGACCCUAUUUUGUUUCUGCUUUUUCUGUUGUUGUUCAAAUGGCAGAAGUGCCUAGAGGAGUAAAGAAUCCUAAGAUAAUUACAAAAUUCGCUGGAGAAGUUGGCAAAUCAACUACUGAACAUAUUGCCCGAUAUUUAUUUGAAAUCAGAAAUCUGGCUAAUGACGAGAAUUUAAAAAUGAAGUUCUUUUCUUCUUCGUUAACGAAGAAUGCAUUUACUUAG
Molecule: messenger RNA, 555 nt
Organism: Arachis duranensis
Lineage: Eukaryota; Viridiplantae; Streptophyta; Magnoliopsida; Fabales; Fabaceae
Exons: 1
Coding region: 1-555 (184 amino acids)
Source: RefSeq, a predicted model, not a curated record